Messenger RNA from Didymodactylos carnosus, 1361 nucleotides. Lineage: Eukaryota; Metazoa; Rotifera; Eurotatoria; Philodinida; Philodinidae. The record is from the annotation of a GenBank genome assembly.
AUGAAUGAAUUAUUAGUUUACCAAAAAUGGGAUCAUUGUUUAGUAUACAUCGAUGACAUAAUUAUUUUUUCCAAGUCAUUUCAACAACAUUUAGAACAAUUGAAUGACAUUUUAGCAGUCUUAAACAAGGCAAAUUUUACAUUGAACGCUCCUAAAUGUUCGUUAUUUCAAACCACCAUAAAUUAUUUGGGGCAUACUAUUAACAACAAUGGCAUUACCCCGUUAAUGAAUACGAUCAAGGCUCUUGUUGAGUUACCAACGCCCAAAUCUAUCAAAGAUGUCGAUGCAUUUGUUGGAGCAGCAGGAUUUUAUCGGAAGUUUAUUCCACAAUUCUCAACAAUCGUAUCUCCACUAAACAAAUUGACCAGAAACCGAAAACAAAAAUUUUAUUGGCAUCAAGAACAGCAACAAGCAUUUGAACAAUUGAAGAAAAUUUUAUCAACAGAGCCCUUAUUAUUAUCUUUCCCUGAUUCAACAUCGCCGCUCGUCCUCUCGACUGACGCAUCAGAUAUUGGUUAUGGUGGCGUUCUAAAACAGAUUACAAAAGCUGGUCCACAACCACUUUGUUAUUUAUCACGUCGACUGAAACCAGCAGAAAAACGAUAUAGUACAACUGAGAAAGAAUGUUUGGCAAUGGUUCGAUGUAUUGAUGAAUUUAGACCCUAUUUAUUGGGACGCGAAUUCACGGUGGAAACUGACCAUUGUCCUUUAUGUAAUUUUCACCGCAAAUCAUCGAAAAAUGGACGAGUAGAUAGAUGGUCAAUUGGAUUAGGUGAAUAUGACAUUCUUGAAAUUAAAUACAAACGAGGUAAAUGUAACUGUGACGCUGAUUUAAUGUCAAGGUAUCCUCCAACACCAACUAAUGCUGAUGAUACCAUCAUCACAAGAAAUGUUAAGAAUAAAAUAGAUGGCACUACAUUUGACAACGAUGCGGAACACACUGCUGAAGUCAAUGUCCUCACACGAUCAGCAGCUCGAGCACGGACGACAAAGGGCGAUAAGCGCAUUACCACCACAACAGACACACAUCCUAAUCCAGGAACAAAUACAAAGUCUCGGCAGCUUCGUCCAAGAAAUAAGACAUUAAACUACCAGGUGUCAAACUAUUUAGUAUCCUCACAAUCAUCAACAAUGAAACAACAAUCGCCGAGCAAUCCUGCUCCAUCAUCAUCCCUUAUGUUUGAUUUUGAUAUUAAAAAAUUGAAAGAUGAACAACAUCGCGAUAAAUCGAUUCGACAAAAAAUUAACCAGAUAAAGCGUAAUCCACAGACAACUUUAUAUGAAGUAGUUGAUGAUACGUUAUAUAAAAUUGUAUUAAGAGAUGGUCAAAAGCGACUUAAACUACCGUAUCUGCCACCAUC